GAUUGGAGCAGUAAUUGCAAUGGGCUCUGCAGACAGAGAUGGUCGUCUACAUCCUGGUGACGAGUUGGUGUAUGUAGAUGGGAUCCCAGUGGCUGGCAAAACCCACCGAUAUGUGAUUGAUCUCAUGCAUAAUGCAGCCCGAAAUGGGCAAGUGAAUCUUACUGUGAGAAGAAAGGUGCUAUCUAUAGGAGACCCUUGCCCAGAAAAUGGCAGAAGCCCAGGUUCAGUUUCUACACACCACAGUUCUCCUAGAAGUGACUAUGCUGCUUAUGCUAACAGUAAUCAUGCUGCAUCCAGUAGUAAUGCUACACCGCCAGAGGGCUUUGCUUCACACAGCUUACAAACCAGUGACAUUGUCAUCCACCGGAAAGAAAACGAAGGGUUUGGCUUCGUUAUCAUCAGCUCUUUGAACAGACCUGAAUCCGGAUCUACAAUAACUGUACCCCAUAAAAUAGGGAGGAUAAUUGAUGGAAGUCCUGCUGAUCGCUGUACGAAACUAAAAGUCGGAGACCGGAUCUUAGCUGUGAAUGGCCAGUCUAUCAUUAACAUCCCUCAUGCAGAUAUUGUGAAGCUAAUUAAAGAUGCAGGUCUUAGUGUAACACUUCGCAUCAUUCCUCAGGAGGCUUCCCAUUAUGCAGAGCUGAACAGUCCAGCUUCAGCACCAAGCUCAGAGAAACAGAGCCCCAUGGCACAGCAACACAGCCCGAUGGCUCAGCAGAGUCCAGUAGCACAGCAGAGCCCUGUAGCACACCACAGUCCCGUAGCACAGCCACCACCUCCACAACCUCUGCAGUUACAAGGGCAUGAAAACAGUUAUAGGUCAGAAGUAAAAGCAAGACAGGAUGUGAAACCUGACAUCCGACAACCUCCAUUUACUGACUACAGGCAGCCUUCAGCGGACUAUAGACAGCCUCCGUUAGACUACAGGCAUCCUCCAGUAGCGGAUUACCAACAGCCACCACCUCUGGACUACAGGCAGCCACCUUUAAUAGAUUACAGACAACAUUCUCCUGACACCAGGCAAUAUCCUCUGUCAGAUUAUAGGCAGCCCCAGGAUUUUGAUUAUUUCACUGUUGACAUGGAGAAGGGAGCCAAAGGGUUUGGAUUUAGUAUUCGAGGAGGAAGGGAAUAUAAAAUGGAUUUGUAUGUGCUGAGAUUAGCAGAAGAUGGGCCAGCGAUAAGAAAUGGAAGGAUGAGGGUGGGGGAUCAAAUAAUUGAAAUCAAUGGGGAAAGUACAAGGGACAUGACACAUGCCAGAGCAAUAGAGCUAAUCAAGUCUGGUGGCAGAAGAGUGCGGCUCUUGUUAAAGCGCGGAACAGGCCAGGUUCCGGAAUAUGACGAACCAAACUCCUGGAGUUCUCUCUCUGCCACCUCCCCAGGUCUGCCGGAAAUAGCUAUUUCCCUCGAUGACAUAAUCUCACCAUUAUCUUCAUCACAUCUAGCCCCACUCUCUGACCCUUCUCACCAGAUAAACCCAGAACCAAGAUGGGAUAUCAAGAGGGAACAUGAUGUAAGAAAACCAAAGGAGCUUUCGGCAAAUGGCCACAAAAAGAAAAGGUUAGGAGAGCAAAGAGAAAGGUCAGCAAGCCCUAAAAAGGUAGAAAGGACAAGGCAUGAAGAGGCUUCUAGGAAAGGAUACUCAGAAGGCAAAAAAAAGACCACUGAUGGUGGCAGGCCCACCUCCGAAAGUAGGGCAGUGGGACAGAGUGUUACGAUCGAGGCUGGAGAAAGAGAGCAUAUAUGUACCGGAAUCAAUGAUGAACAUCUUGGGAGAUCCAAGAAGCCAGAAGGCAAGAAAGAUGGAUCUCUCAGUAUGAAAGAAGGUCACAGAUCUGGAAAUACCACGGACAGGAAUUCAGCUGCAGCUUCUGAACAUGUCAAGCUUGAUUUAGUUGGUGCUACAAAGACGUACAGUAGCAAUAGCUGCAGCUCACAUGGAAGUGAUAUGGACCAGAACAAGAGGGAUCCUGAUGGGAAACCCAGUGAGUUCCCCAGGAAGGGACAUCUCCAUUCCAUUAACACGCACAGCAUCAACAAUACAGUUCGGAAGGCAACUGUCUCACCAGGCCCAUGGAAAAUUCCUGGCUCGGAUAAGCUACCUAGUGUACUAAAGUCUGGCACUUCUGCCAUGAGCAGAUAAAUAAAUGAACUGUUGCCCUCUAACUGUUUCACACUGAUGCAGAAACAUACUUCUUAGCUUCUGUCUCACAAUGAUUUAUUUUAAUUUAUUUUAACUCUCACACAUAUACACAAAACACUGAGAAAUGGAAACAUUAAUGUGUAAUUCCAUGACAAUGUGCACAAUGUCUAAUAAGUUCAAGCAGCAUAUAGUCAACAUGGAGAUUUAAAACUGACCCUAAAGUCCCCAGUUCCAUUUUAGGGACUUUGGCAGCUAUGGAAGAAACCAAAACAAUAAGAAGGACAAUAUGUCAGAGAAGGACAGUGCAGUGUAGCUUUAGUAUUUUUAUUCCACUGCAUUAAGGACUUGGAUUUAGUUCAAACUUUAUAUCAGGAACUGGAACAAGUUAGAGCAAUCCCAAACUGGAACAUCGCCUUAAAUAAAACUGCACGAAGCAAGCUGAAACUGAGCAAGGCUAUUUUAACUGAGCGAAGAUGUUGUAAAUACGUUGUUCUCAACAUAUCUAGACAAGGGUUGAAGGGUUUCUUUGAAACUGUACGCCCAUGACAUGUCUCCAUUGUUAACAAUUUGGAAUAGUCCACAUGAUACCCAGCAGCGUUGUUCACUUCAUGUGUUGGGUUGAGGAAUCGAGUGGAUUAGUUGGUGUGACGCAUUUCUACUGCCAUUUUGUGAACAAAUCAUAUUUCUGUACAUUGGAAAGGAGUUAGGGUGCAAUUGUAGUUGCAAAUUAUCCUCAAAAGCGAUUUGCCACAGGUUCCCCUAAUAUUACAGGUAGCACAGAAACAUCAAUUGGGCAAGCUCAAAACUGAGACUUACAGUUACAAGACCCAGGAUGAUUCUUAAAAAGAAAAAAAAAGCUGCAGUUUCCUUAAAAAAGGGCCUUUCUCUCCC
Messenger RNA from Chelonoidis abingdonii (Abingdon island giant tortoise), 3031 nucleotides. The record is from RefSeq and is a predicted model, not a curated record. NCBI's taxonomy places the organism in Eukaryota, Metazoa, Chordata, Testudines, Testudinidae.